Molecule: messenger RNA, 936 nt
Organism: Phanerochaete carnosa HHB-10118-sp
Lineage: Eukaryota; Fungi; Basidiomycota; Agaricomycetes; Polyporales; Phanerochaetaceae
Exons: 5
Coding region: 94-534 (146 amino acids)
Source: RefSeq, a predicted model, not a curated record
CACUUCAUUCAUCUACGUCCUGGUUUCGAGGCAGUGUCAGAAGCCUGAAUCCCACCCUGUGCGCCAACUUCAUCUUGCAACAGUCUCACCGCCAUGCCCAAAGUAGUCUCCCGGUCGGCUGUGUCCUCGUCUACUGACGCCCAGCCAACCGCAUCUUCUACCGCCGCAUUGCGCGUUUACUACUGCCUAUGCGGCGAAUUCAUUCUUGUGAUUGAUAAAGGCUUAGCCAGUUCGCCCAGACGUCAAACCGAUGGGGCAACAGUCGUUCAAUGCCAAGAUAGCAAUGUCGGCAAAGCCAGGGUCUUCAAGCUGAAUGCAACGCUCAAGGAUGCCAUUCUGGUCGAACGCCAAGGCGGCCAUGAGAAGCAGUACAGGUUUCAUUGCCCACGCUGCGACUUGCAGAUUGGGUACCAGUCGACGCCACCUCCGAUGAAGUCCGGACCCUACGUGUACAUCGUCAAGGGGGCUCUAAGCCAGAUACAAGGUCAGGUCCCUCCAGAUGCUUUUGCAGACGAAAAUCUUGUUCGCUCGUGACUGGCUCCAUAAUGCUCAGCCUGUCAAGCGUUACCAGGCGUACUCUUGUAGUGCUUCAAUAGCCUGGCUACUCCCCUUGUAUUCUGCAAAUUAAUUUGAGCAACAGUCUCGCACUUCUGUGCCUCCGUUGUCUGGACAUAUUCGUUGCGCGAGUCGUUGCGCUGAAGGCUGGGAAUGUAUAGAGCAAUUAAUGUGUACGCAGACGGCAUGUGUCGCGUCCAGAGUCCUCUUUCUCUUCUCUUUAGCAAUAGAGCAGUACUCUGCACAUGUAGUGUAGUUUGCUCGCUGCUGUCUCGUCUCCCAAAGCUUCGCGCCCACUGCCGUCUUCACGCCCACGUUCACCACGACCGAUUUUCUACAGCAGCACGGUAUGGACGCCGGCGCGCUUCACCAAAUUGAGCC